Molecule: messenger RNA, 1546 nt
Organism: Pistacia vera
Lineage: Eukaryota; Viridiplantae; Streptophyta; Magnoliopsida; Sapindales; Anacardiaceae
Product: probable protein phosphatase 2C 9
Exons: 6
Coding region: 360-1211 (283 amino acids)
Biological process (GO): protein dephosphorylation
Cellular component (GO): nucleus; cytosol
Molecular function (GO): protein serine/threonine phosphatase activity
Source: RefSeq, a predicted model, not a curated record
GCUCUGGCUUGGCUUUUGGCAGCCAUUUCUUCACCCCUCCAAACACUUCUUCAACCAUUCCUUCCUCGUUAUUAUUAUACAACUUAUACUUCUCUUUAAUAUCAACAGACAAACUUAAUAUAUAAUUUUUUAUUUAAUUAUUACUACACUUGUAUAUAUCCUUAUCAAGAAUUCCCUAUUCAACUUCUGUACAGCUGUUUUUCUUUCAUUUCCUUGGAAAAUCAGCAACUUCUUCCAUCGGUUCUGGAGUAUUUUGGGGUUUUUAUUGAAUGAUUUUUGUUUGUUUUGAGAUUAGUAGAAGAGGUUGUAGAUGUUGAGUGAUUGCAGAAGAAGAAGGAGGUGAAUUGAGGUUGAAUUAUAUGGAUAAUCUAUGUUGCUUCAAUUCUGUUUAUUCUCAGGUUGUGGGGGGACGCUCUUCAUCUAGCUCAGGCAAGGGUAGGAGCCAUCAGGGUCCAGUCAAGUAUGGUUUUAGCCUAGUUAAAGGAAAAGCAAAUCAUCCAAUGGAGGAUUUUCAUGUUGCAAAGUUUCUUCAAUUCCGAGGACAUGAGCUUGGACUUUUUGCCAUAUAUGAUGGACAUUUGGGAGAUACUGUGCCUGCCUAUCUACAAAAGCAUUUGUUUCCCAAUAUCUUAAAGCAUGAGGAGUUUUGGACUGAUCCCCGCACAUCCAUUUCCAAAGCCUAUGAGAGGACAGACCAGGCAAUUCUGACACACAGUCCUGACUUGGGACGAGGUGGGUCCACUGCUGUCACUGCCAUUCUAAUAAAUGGGCAGAAGUUAUGGGUAGCCAAUGUUGGAGAUUCACGAGCAGUUCUUUCAAAGGGAGGGCAGGCAAUACAGAUGAGUAUCGAUCAUGAGCCUAACACUGAGCGAGGCAGCAUUGAGGAUAGAGGUGGCUUUGUCUCGAACAUGCCAGGAGAUGUUGCUAGAGUAAAUGGACAACUGGCAGUUUCCCGUGCUUUCGGAGACAAGAACCUCAAAUCACACCUCCGAUCUGAUCCUGAUAUACAGGAUGCUGAUAUUGAUUCAGAUACUGAUCUUCUUAUCCUUGCAAGUGAUGGUCUUUGGAAGGUCAUGUCUAAUCAAGAGGCAGUUGAUAUUGCAAGAAAAAUAAAGGAUCCACACAGGGCAGCCAAGCAACUAGUAACUGAGGCAUUGAACAAAGACAGUAAGGAUGACAUCUCCUGUAUUGUAGUACGGUUCAAGGGGUAAAACUCAACUGAAAACAAUCCUCGGAUUGAAGGAGGGAUAUGUAUAUCGCGGUUUCUAUAAGAUGAAAUGCAAAUUUUAUAGAUCAACACUGUCAGGUUAAUUUCAUGAAUCCAACAUAAAUUUGGAAAAUGUUUUUAAAAUAUCAUAUUUAUUUCGGUUUCCCACCUGUUGUAAAAUCAAAUUUCUGGCAAUUAGGUUGUGAGGUUUUGAUAUUGUUUGAUUUCUUCAAUGUGUAGAUUUGUACCAUCAUUUUCUUUGUAAUUUUAGCGCGAUUUAAAGCUUUUUAAAUGGCAUUGGAUUUAUAUAUAUAGAGCUAAAUUGGAUGUUAGCAACUA